Phoenix dactylifera (date palm) is the source of this 1470-nucleotide messenger RNA. Its product is annotated as homeotic protein knotted-1-like. Gene Ontology annotation, cellular component: nucleus. Gene Ontology annotation, molecular function: DNA binding; DNA-binding transcription factor activity, RNA polymerase II-specific. The record is from RefSeq and is a predicted model, not a curated record. NCBI's taxonomy places the organism in Eukaryota, Viridiplantae, Streptophyta, Magnoliopsida, Arecales, Arecaceae. Gene Ontology annotation, biological process: regulation of DNA-templated transcription.
CUCUCUCUCUCUCUCUCUCUCUCUCUUUCUCUCUGCGGAGGUGGUCGCAUCCAUCCAACCUCCUCCAUCUCUUCUCCUUUACCUCUGUUGAUAAAUUAAUCUAUCUUUCUCUCCUACCGUCUCCAUCUUUGCCUCGCUUCUUUUCCCUUACGAUCCUCUCUGGGGGAGCCAUGGAGCAAUUUUCCCAGCUGGGAGGCAGACCCAGAGGUGGGGGCUUCAUAUACGCGUCCUCCUCCGUGGCCACAGCCUCAACCACCACCACCACCACGCCCCCAACUACCGGUUUGGCUGCACCCCCCAUCACUGCCUCCAUGUCCAUCUACAGUGGCCCAAACCCAAACGCAAACACUCUCCCCCGCCUUCACCCUCCCAAGCCCGAGGGCUCGUCGUCCUCCUCCUCCCACCAUUACCCCUUCGCCCGACCCACCGACGUGGACGCCAUGAAGGCCCGGAUCAUCUCACACCCCCACUAUUCCAACCUCCUCAAAGCCUAUAUGGACUGCCAAAAGGUGGGAGCCCCGCCGGAGGUGGCAGACCGGCUGUUGGCGGUGGCGAGGGAGUUCGAAGCGAGGCAGCGGGCCGGGGUAGGCUGCCGGGACCCUCCGGCCGACCCGGAGCUCGACCAAUUCAUGGAGGCGUUCUACCAUUUGCUCGUGAAGUAUAGGGAGGAGAUCACGAGGCCGUUGCAGGAGUCUAUGGAUUUUCUCAGGAGGGUCGAGUCGCAGCUCAACUCCCUAACCAAUGGAUCCUUCCACAUCCUCUCCUCUGAUGAGAAACGUGGAGUUUGUUCCUCUGAAGAGGACCAAGAAGCCAGUGGGGGAGGAACUGAGCUUCCUGAGAUUGAUCCCUGCACCGAAGAUGCAGAACUGAAGCACCACCUUCUGAAGAAGUACAGUGGGUACCUUAGCAGCCUUAGGCAAGAGCUGUCCAAGAAGAAGAAGAAAGGGAAACUUCCGAAGGAAGCCCGGCAGAAGCUGCUCGGUUGGUGGGAGCUGCAUUAUAAGUGGCCAUAUCCAUCAGAGACAGAGAAGGUGGCCUUGGCUGAAUCAACGGGCCUUGAUCAGAAACAGAUCAACAACUGGUUCAUAAACCAAAGGAAGCGGCAUUGGAAGCCAUCAGAAGAUAUGCAAUUUGUUGUGAUGGAUGGUUACCAUCCACAGAAUGCCGCUGCUCUGUACAUGGACGGGCACUUCAUGGGUGACGGCUUAUACCGUCUGGGCCCAUGACCCGGUCUCGGCAUUACCUGUGGCUGAGUUGCGAGUGUCUGGAGUUCUGUUUGCUGAGGAAAUGGAAGUGUACGCUAAUGCUUGGGGUUGGCAAGGAAAUAUCAUGAUUCUUGCAAAUGCCCAUCAUCUUUUUACAGCCUUUAUUUGGGUGAUAUAAGUAUUUAUGCUGCUUGUAGUGGUUAUUGAUGUUACUACGCUGUUAAAUUCUAUUAAGAUUAUUGGUCUAAAAAUCUAUUAUUAUCAA